Molecule: messenger RNA, 507 nt
Organism: Arachis duranensis
Lineage: Eukaryota; Viridiplantae; Streptophyta; Magnoliopsida; Fabales; Fabaceae
Exons: 1
Coding region: 1-507 (168 amino acids)
Source: RefSeq, a predicted model, not a curated record
AUGGUGAAAUCUUUGAAGAAUAAAUAUAACUUGAACAUGUUAGGACUGAUUGAAACAAAAAGAGAAGUACUUACUAAAUAUGAUGUUGCACGGCUUUGGGGAAGUAGUAAUGCUGGGUGGGAAUUUGUGGAGUCUGUAGGAUCGGCUGGGGGGCUGUUAUUGAUGUGGGAUGAUGGAGUGUUUAAAGUACAUAAUAGAUAUAAAGGUGAGCGUUGGCUAUGCGUUAAAGGAGUGUUAACCAGGACCAACUUCCCCUGUGCUUUUUGUUUGGUGUACGGGGCGCAUGGGAGGGAGGCGAAGAAGGUGGUGUGGGAAGAGCUAAGCUAUGUGGCAGGUUUAUGUCAGGUUCCAUUAUGCUUUUUAGGGGACUUUAAUGAAAUCUUACAUGUUGAGGAUCGAAAAGGGGGGGCUAGUUUGCCGGCAUCAGCGGAAGAGUUUAAGAGUUGGGUGCAUGACAUGCAAUUGAUGGAUUUAUCUCUUACUGAUCGAAAGUAUACAUGGUUUUAG